This is a messenger RNA of Hydractinia symbiolongicarpus, 2852 nucleotides long. Its product is annotated as N-terminal kinase-like protein. The transcript is spliced from 20 exons. Lineage: Eukaryota; Metazoa; Cnidaria; Hydrozoa; Anthoathecata; Hydractiniidae. Gene Ontology annotation, molecular function: ATP binding; protein kinase activity. Bases 14 to 2638 code for a protein of 874 amino acids. The record is from RefSeq and is a predicted model, not a curated record. Gene Ontology annotation, biological process: protein phosphorylation.
CAAAUUCAUAACAAUGCAAGGCUUUUGGAAUCUCAUAGGGAAAUCUGGACAAGGUCCUGGAAAAGAUUUUCAAUAUGAUGUAGGAGAGAAGCUUUCCUCAAAUUUUGAUUCAAAAUCAAUCUGGAGUCUUCACCAUGGAAAGAAGCGGACAAAUGGGGAUAUUGUUACAGUAUUUGCAUGUGAUGGAAAAACUAGCUCACCCGAUGAGCUUCACCUUGCUAAGACUUCUCAUAAGAGGUUAAAAACACUGCGACAUCCAAACAUUAUUAAAUACAUUGAUGGUUUUGAAUCAGAAAACUUGGUAUAUGUUGUUACUGAACCAGUUAUUCCAUUAUCAACAUUUCUGGAUGAAGAAGACGGUCGAAAUGCUAACCUUAUCACUUGGGGUCUACAUCAAGUCACUAGUGGAUUGAGUUUUUUGAUAAACAACGGGAACCUUAUUCAUGACAAUCUGAAUAUUUUUUCCAUUUUUGUUGGUUUGGAUGGCGAAUGGAAACUGGGUGGUGUGGAAUAUGUUCACCCUGUAAAUAGUGAUGGUGUUGCAAAACUGCCGUAUUUGACACGUUAUGACACACCAAAUAAAAGAGAUGGCAGAAAAAACGAAAUAUGGUCAACUGACGCUUGGGGGCUUGGUUGUUUAAUAUGGGAGAUUUAUAAUGGUGCAUUGCAGAAUGCAUCUGAUUUAAAGAAUAUAAACAAAAUUCCAAAACCACUAGUUGUACAUUAUUGUGACUUGGUGAGUGCAAACCCAAAAAAUCGAACGAACCCGAAAGUAUUUCUAGAAAAAUGUACAAAGCCUGGACAGUUCUUAAAGAACGAAUUUAUAAAUGCUAAUUUAUUUCUGCAAGAAAUCCAGAUCAAAGAUCAAGCUGAACAAAAAGAAUUUUUCUUGUCACUUGAUAAAAGUUUGGAUAACUUUCCCAAACAGUUUUGUAUCCACAAAGUGUUGCCACAACUGUUAAAUGCGUUUGAGUUCGGCUCAGCAGGAUCUGCUGUUCUUUCACCACUGUUUAAGGUUGGCCUUCUUCUUGAUGAUGCUGCAUAUCAAUCAAAAAUAUUACCUUGUAUAAUAAAACUAUUCUCAUCAAAUGAUCGUGCAACUCGGAUACAACUUUUACAACAGAUGGAAAAAUUUGUAAAACACCUUCAGCCAGCAGUUGUUGAUAAUCAAAUAUUUGGUUGCGUAGCAACAGGUUUUGGUGACACAUUACCUGCAAUGAGAGAACAGACAGUGAAGGCUAUGUUGUUGUUGGCUCCUAAACUUUCAGAGAAAACCAUCAAUAAUCAACUGUUGAGAUAUUUUGCAAAAUUACAGAUGGAUGAACAACCUGGAAUUAGAACCAACACAACAAUAUGCUUAGGAAAGGUUGCACCAUAUCUGUCGAAAGCAACACGUCAGAAAGUGUUAGCUCCCGCCUUCACACGAGCUAUUCGAGAUCCCUUCCCGCCAGCUAGGUCAGCAGGAAUCAUGGCUAUUGCGGCGACGCAAGAAUAUUACAGCAUGCCUGAGGUUGCUACGAAAAUUUUACCAGCAUUGUGUUGUCUUACGGUUGAUCCGGAAAAGACCGUGCGAGGAAAUGCUUUCCGUGUCAUAAAAAAUUUUGUUGCCAACUUGGAAAAGUAUUCGAGUAAUCCAGAAAGCGCUCUCAACAAUAAAGAAGUUGCAGAAAAAGAAGCAAAGGAUGGCACCUGGACAGGCUGGGCGGUAUCUUCGCUCACUUCAAGAUUCUAUCAAUCACAACAGAACAGAGAAGGUUCGCAGACUCAAAAGAAAGAAACUUCAGAGGAGAAGCCAAAACAGCAACAUUUAUCUCCACCGGUGUCAACCAACCAAAAUGAAUCCGAUGCAUCCGAUAUGUCUGAUUACGGAGAUGCUUUAGGAGAUGAAGACUGGCAGGAUCCGCAGGAUGAUUUUACGUCAAUCAAAAACAGCAUGAUUUCAGCUCGCGAAGAUUUGCCUGGCUUUUCUAACAGGAACGAAAAAAAUAACGAUAAAAAUGACAGUGAUAGCGACUAUGGUGAUUGGGGAGGAGCAGAUAAUUGGGAAGGUGAUGAUUCAUGGACAGCUGUUGAAAACAAAGCCAGUAAAAAGGCUGGUGCUAAAAAAACAUCCGUGAAGAAGAACGAUGAAGAUAAAUCGGUAGCUGAAUUGCUUGGGAUGGAUACCAGUGGAGGAGAAUUUUUGAAUGAAAACACUCCUGCCAGCGGCUGGGACGAUGGAUGGAACAGCACAACGACUUCCGCCUUCUCAACUAAACCCUUCACUUCGUCGAAAACCGCCAAAAAGGGCAACGAAGGAGCUUCCCUGAGAACAACUGACAUGGAUGGGUGGGGAGACAAUAACGACUUGGCGGAUAGCAAAACUGCAAGCGGAUGGGAUGAAUCUACGAGUGGAUGGGACGACAAUACGUCAAGUGGUUGGGAGGAAGCUAACAAUUCAGCGGGUUGGGAAGAUGACUUUAAUAGUGACUAUGUUAAAUCUGAAGAAGAAUUAAAAAAGGAAAGAAAGAAAGAAGAGUUGCAAAGAAAAAGAGAAGAACGGAAAAUGCAAAGAGAGCUAGCAAACAAAGAGAAAAAAGGUAAACCCAGUGGAGGAGGGGCUUUAAAACUUGGAGCUGUUAAAAAGACGACCAGAUAAUGUUUCAUCUAAUGCAUGUCUAACAUUUGAUGUCGUAUUCACGGAAUUUUAUUGGUAUUUUGUAGACACUUUCUUAAUGAUUUGGAGUGUUAACAGGAAAAAAGGAUUCUUUGGAUAGAAUAUUUUAUUAGAUAUUUAUUUUUUAUCGAAAUAUAAUUUUGGAAAUUUGGAAAAAUAAAUUCAGAAAAAAUCAAACUAUGACAUUCUAAACAGA